Macadamia integrifolia is the source of this 1152-nucleotide messenger RNA. Its product is annotated as non-specific lipid transfer protein GPI-anchored 25. The record is from RefSeq and is a predicted model, not a curated record. NCBI's taxonomy places the organism in Eukaryota, Viridiplantae, Streptophyta, Magnoliopsida, Proteales, Proteaceae. Bases 92 to 820 code for a protein of 242 amino acids. The transcript has 3 exons.
AUUAUGGUUUUUCACUUUGGCAACGAAGGAACGGACGAACGAACUGAAAAGGAGGUCAGAGUCUAAUCGGACUCAGAGAAGUUCUCUCUAGAUGGAAGGAGUGGUGGAUGUACUUCUGGUUAGGAUUCCGGCGAGAGAUCUGGCGCCGGCCGUUCUUGCUCUGUUUCUCACGUUGCUGGUAAUCGUGCCGGCGUCACCAACCGAAGGCUGUAUCAAUGAGAUAACGGCACUGUCCCCUUGCCUGCCUUUUAUCUCAUCGCCGCCUAACAAUAUCUCCUCCUCACCCCCUCCUACCUGCUGCGAUGUCUUUUCUUCCGCCUUUAACACGACCGGCGCCGCCGUCUGUUACUGUUACCUCCUCCGCCAACCUUCGCUCCUUGGCUUCCCUCUCAAUGCUACGAGGUUUCUAUCGCUGUCAUCUCUCUGUUCUUCGAAGAAAUCCACUAAUUCAACAGCAACCAUGGCAUCUUUGGAACAUCUCUGCGAUGUGUCUCCAAAUUUACCUCCUCUUCAGUACACAACAGGCUCAAAAAACUCUUCAGCCCCUUCUAUAAACUUGCCACCAAAAUCAGAUGCAAGUUCACCUAGGCCAUCAGCACUUGAGGCAGACUCAUCUACAAUGAUGCCAGUUAACAACAGUGGCCCUCUGCUUCAACCUGGAAUUGUGCUCUUUCUGGUUCCCAUCUUCAUCAAUAUGUGGUACUUGACUCAUCAAACUUCUUUCAUAAAAUCUGUGUUGCCAUGGACCAUGGUUGACUGCAAUUUUGUUCACUGUGGAUCAAGCUGCAGGUCAUCAGCCAUGAUAGGAUAUGGGGAGUGAAAUUUCUUCAAACUAGUCUGAUAACACCUUUAGAAACUCAUCACCAAGCCAGACUAUAUUGAAGUUGUAGCUUAGAUUGUUAAGAGUAAUCAACUAACGGCUCAAGAUUCCUCUCUCUUAACAAGUUGUAGCUCCAUUACAAGUUUUUGUACAUCCAGACAUGAUGGGAUGUGGGAGAUUGGGACUGAUAUUUCCUUGUGUUGGUCUACUAUCACCUUGAGAAACUCAUCACUGAACCACAAUGUAUUGAAGUUGUAUCUUAGAUUGUAGUAAAGAAUACAAUAGCUCAAGAUCACUCAAUAUACAAUAUGAUCAUCCUCAUUUCUCUUUUG